This is a messenger RNA of Pangasianodon hypophthalmus (striped catfish), 1207 nucleotides long. It is a transcript of the gene plex9.2, whose product is annotated as PML-like exon 9.2. Gene Ontology annotation, molecular function: 3'-5'-DNA exonuclease activity; nucleic acid binding. NCBI's taxonomy places the organism in Eukaryota, Metazoa, Chordata, Actinopteri, Siluriformes, Pangasiidae. The transcript has 2 exons. Gene Ontology annotation, biological process: DNA catabolic process. Bases 290 to 979 code for a protein of 229 amino acids. Gene Ontology annotation, cellular component: cytoplasm. The record is from RefSeq and is a predicted model, not a curated record.
UCCGGAAUCCAGAAUCCGCUUGUCCACUCCCAUAGUGCACUACAAUGGGGAGGAAAUAAUGGCGUCUUCAGCCUAUAUAGUGCACUCUAUGUACAAGAGGAAGUCGGUCGGGAUACAGCCUCAAUUUUGAGUAAAGAAGGUGUCUAAAAUGGGAAAUAAUUUACAAUUUAUCCGUCGAAUCGUGUUUUAAAUUCGCUGUAAGGAAUCACACUCUCAGCCUAAUGUGUAAAUGAGGUGUAUCAGACAGGCUAUGGGAUUAUUUUUAUAAAUAAAGUGUGUGCAGUGGGACAUGGCUGUCAGUUUUGGUGACACUAAGUUCACUGAUGCACCUCACAUGGUGUUCUUUGAUUUGGAGACUACUGGUCUUGGGCAUUCGUGUGAUAUUGUUCAGCUCGCGGCAGUGAGCGGUCGUCACACGUUAAACCUCUUCAUGGUUCCUCGAUGCAGGAUGGAGCCUGGUGCUUCCAGAAUUACCGGCUUCAGAGUACGGCGGCAUCGACUCUUUCUACACCGCAGGCCAGUGCUCACCAACUCACUGAAGGAAGCCCUGGUGUCCUUCAUAACCUUCCUUCGUAUGUUUGGAUGCCCGCUGCUGGUGGGUCACAACAUUCGCAGAUUUGAUUGCCGUGUGCUGGCCAGAGUUUUGGAUGAGUUCGACCUGAAAGCUGCCUUCCAGGCUGGAAUCGUGGGCUUUCUGGACAGUCUUCCGUUGACCCGGCAGCUUCUCAAGGACAGUGGCAUCCACAGCUUUAAGCAGGAGAACUUGGUUAAGAGUGUGCUUGGGGUUUCCUAUGCGGCUCAUGAUGCCUUAGGUGAUGUCCAGGCCCUACAGAAGCUUUACUGGGCUCUCAGACCCACAGCCAGUCAGAUUCAGCAGCACACUUUCAGCUUGGACACACUGUAUAACAAAUGCACGAAAGACAGAAUAACUUGUGAGAACGUCAAAUCGGACAGCGAUGGUGAACUCCCACUGCUAUAGUCCUAAAAUUGGGAGUUUAUUGUUGAAAAGGCUCAACUGAUCCUCCAGCACAAUAAGAUAGAUAACCUUUACUACAAGUUACAGCUUUACGGUGAAUCUGUUCAUUCAAAUGCAUCAUCAGCAUCAUCAGCAUCAUCAUCGGAGUGGACAAAAUGUUCAGACUUGGCACUUUGUUUUUAAGAAUAUUCAUGAAAUUCCUUUAUUUGAAUAAAUGUUUACUUAACUACA